UAAAAUAGCAUCAUGGAAGUAGGAGGGGGGGGGGGGCUUCAUGAUUCACUAUGGGGGGGCCAGAGUAUAUUGCAAAGGCCCUAGCGGAUGGUGUGCAUAACUGUCAUACAGUGGUGUCAAAACAAAAUUGUUGAUAGUGCUGCUCACUAGUACAUGAAGCUGGCAUGUUCCAACGGCUUUCCAUGGGCGUGCGUGUUUGUGCAAGUGGGUUGAAGGUCCUCCUCGCUCAAGCUGCGUGCAGUGAGAUGUCACCUCCCUCCGUCCCCUUCCUCCUCCUCCUCCUCCCCCCACCCGGGUGAUGAUUCGCGAGGAGGAAGAUGCGCGCGCUCACAGCCUUCCGCCGACCUUCGCCUGCUUCGCUCGGACUCACCGACGCACCGUUGUGACGCCGCCGCAGCCGCCGGAGCUGGAGCGCCUCGUCGGCUGCCCGCCGCGGGACUCCCGGGUGCUUCGCCUGCUUUCCAGCGGCUUCGUUCGCCUCCCGCCCCCUCGACCCCCCCGCCGCAGCCGCAGCAGCAGCAGCAGCAGCAGAAGAGCUCCACCAACCCCGAGAGCGAGGCAGAUGCCCGUUGCAGCGCUGUCAGCCCGGCUUCUACUAUGGUGGAGUUCCCGUCCCUAAGCCCUUACUGGCCGCUUCUUCGCUUCUUGGUGCCUCUUGCGAUCACCAAUGUUGCCAUCGACCUCGGCGAGCAGGCGCUCAACAGGGGCAUCGCCACGGUCAAGGAGGAUGCGGUAGAGAUGCUGGCCAGCUACGGGCUGGCCUACUCGCUCAUGAAGUUCUUCACGGGCCCCAUGAGCGACUUCAAGAACGUGGGCCUGGUCUUCGUCAACAGCAAGCGCGACCGCCAGAAAGCUGUCCUGUGCAUGGCGGCGGCAGGCGCCAUCGCCUUCGUGCUGCACAUCUUGAUAGCCUAUACGGACCUGGGCUACUACAUCAUUAACAAGCUCCACCAUGUGGACGAGUCUGUGGGCCAUAAAACUCGGAAGGCUUUCCUCUACUUGGCCGCUUUCCCUCUACUGGACGCGAUGGCGUGGAUUCACGCCGGGAUCCUACUCAAGCAUAAGUUCAGCGUCAUCGUGGGCUCCGCCUCCAUCUCCGACGUCGUGGCACAGAUCGUCUUUGUGGCCAUCCUGCUGCACAGUAACCUGGAGUGCGUGGAGCCCCUCCUCAUCCCCAUCCUCUCGCUCUACAUGGGCGCCUUGGUCCGCUUCAGCAUCGUGGGCCUGGGCUACUACUGCAACAUCCACGACACCAUCCCGGACUCCAGUGGCCCGGAUGUCGGGGGUGACGCCACCAUCAAGAAGAUGCUGAGCUUCUGGUGGCCGCUUGCGCUCAUCCUGGCAACCCAGCGCAUCAGCAGGCCCAUUGUCAACCUCUUCGUGUCAAGAGACCUCAAGGGGACCACUGAAGCUACGGAGGCAGUGGCCGUGCUGACGGCGACAUACCCGGUGGGUCACAUGCCCUACGGCUGGUUAACCGAACUGCGAGCCGUGUAUCCCGCCUUCGACAAGAACAACCCCAGCAACAAGCUGAACGCCGGCACACCCGUGACAAAGUCGCAUAUUAAAAAGUUUACAUUCUGCUGUCUGGCCCUCUCGCUCACGCUUUGCUUCGUGGUCUUCUGGAGCCCGCACGUCUCCGAGAAGAUCCUGGUGGACGUCAUCGGCGUCGAGUACCCCUUCGCUAUGCUCUGUGUGGUGCCCCUUCGCAUUUUCUCCUUCUUCCCGCUACCAGUGACGGUCCGGGCCCACCUAACGGGCUGGCUGAUGACGCUGAAGAAGACGUUCGUGUUGGCGCCCAGCUCGGUGCUGCGCAUCGUCGUCCUCAUCACCAGCCUGGUGGUGCUGCCCUACAUGGGGGUUCACGGGGCCACCCUGGGGGUGGGUUCCCUGCUGGCCGGCUUCAUCGGCGAGUCCACAAUGGUCGCCAUAGCAGCCUGCUAUGUUUACCGACAACAGCGUCACAGCGAGCUGUCCAACGAGCUGGUGGUGGAGGCCGAGGACUCGGCCCCCAUGAGCGAGGUGCGCUCGCGAUCGCCGACAGACGGCGCCGAGGAGCUCGGCGAGGGCAACGAGGACGACGAAGGGCGAGAACGAGGGAGAAAGGAGGAAUUCUCCCAACGGCGCCCUCCCCAUCUCCGUGACGACGCGCACUGUAAACAAAGCCAUCGGAGCGUUGAUCCAACGAGUGUACAUAGCGUCAUGGCUUCCUUGGUGUUUACCGGUAAACAAAGGAAUGACAAAUGAGACGACGGCAAGGGGACAAAGGCAACGUGCUUCAACAUUUGAAAUCCGCACAAGUCGUGGGACUUUUUGCUGGGUUGUGCAAUUGUGUUUUGACAUCAAAAGUGACUGUACAGACCAUCGUUUUCUACAGUGGAUAUUGGACAGAACCGAGGGGUCGGGAAUCCCUCUCCUUCAUCAUCAUCAUCAUCAUCACCAUGCAUUCACUUCCAAGACCUGCUUAUGUUUGGCCAAUCAUCAUCAUCAUCAUCUUCAUGUACUGUAUAUACUGUACAGACAUUCUUAUUUGGCAAAUACAUUGCUUUAUUAUUAUUA
Molecule: messenger RNA, 2559 nt
Organism: Hippocampus comes (tiger tail seahorse)
Lineage: Eukaryota; Metazoa; Chordata; Actinopteri; Syngnathiformes; Syngnathidae
Gene: ankha
Product: ANKH inorganic pyrophosphate transport regulator a
Exons: 13
Coding region: 598-2247 (549 amino acids)
Biological process (GO): phosphate ion transmembrane transport
Cellular component (GO): plasma membrane
Molecular function (GO): phosphate transmembrane transporter activity
Source: RefSeq, a predicted model, not a curated record